AUGACUGACUGGCUUGACAAAACUCCCCUGGAAUGGCAGUCUUAUGUCAACAAAGAGGUGAAAGUCAGCACUGAUGAAAAGAAUGAAUACCAAGGAUGGGUGAUAACCAUUGAUCCAGUGUCUGCCAGUGUUGUCCUGGCUAAUUUUGAGGACGCCCAGAAAACACUGGUGCGAGUGGUAAUGGGACAUGCUCUACAAAAAGUAGAGGCAAUCAAUGAAGCCGAUGACCUCAUUAAAAACAGACUUUCACAUAUUUUCAGCAUUCAUGAAACCAGUUUACACUCCAGUGAGGAUCUGGAGACAAGAAAACAGAGCUUGAAAAGUUGGCUGGAGCAAAACAAUAUUCCUGUUACUUUACAAGGAGACUCACUGAGGACAUUAUGUGUGGCAGGAGUACUAAGUAUUGACCCUCCCUAUGGACCAGAUAACUGCAGUAGCACUAAUGAAAUUAUAUUGUCUCGCAUACAAGGACUGUUACAAAGCUAUCUGACAAGCCAGUGA
Molecule: messenger RNA, 501 nt
Organism: Staurois parvus
Lineage: Eukaryota; Metazoa; Chordata; Amphibia; Anura; Ranidae
Source: the annotation of a GenBank genome assembly